CUUUUCUGACCUUCAAUGGGAACAUGAGGAGAAGAAUAUAUUUCUCUCUCUAAAACCUCUCUUUAAAAUCUCUCAACAACUUCUCUCAAGCAUCUCCAUCACCUUCGUCAGCUAUCGAUCGAUCCACCAUUGGGAUUCUCAGUCUUAAUCCUUGUUUGAAACCUUGAGCAUUUGCCAUGCUUUGGAAAAGAAGAAGACUGUUAACACUUGUUUUCACAUUCUUCAUCUACAAAACAGCUACAUCCCAAAUUCCAAUCGGUUCAAGGCUUUCAAUUGCAGAAAACAACUAUUGGAUCUCCCCGAAUGGCAAUUUCGCAAUCGGUUUCUUUAAUCAUUCCGAUCAAUACAGCAUUGGCAUCCGUUUCAAUUCAAAGUCCAUUCCAAACGAUAAUCAAGCAAUUGUUUGGAUUGCAGGCGGAAAUCUCGUUGUAGGAGAUCAAUCUUAUUUCGAGUUUAGAGAAAAUGGAGAAUUUGUCCUGUUUGAUUCCAUUCGAGGCUCGAUUGCUUGGGCUACAAGUAAUCGUAAUGCCAGUACCAAACCGUCUGCUAAUCUUCUCGACAAUGGGAAUCUUGUAAUUCUUUCGAAUGGAGAUAUGGUAUGGCAGAGCUUCAACGACCCAUCCGAUACGCUUCUCCCGGGCCAGAACUUAUCUGUUUCGAAUAUUCUUCGAGCUGCGAGUGGAAAUUCGUUGUCGAGUUAUUACAGUCUCCGAUUGGAUGAUUAUAGUUCCGGAAAAUUACAACUUCAAUGGGAGAGGAAUACGGUUUAUUGGGAAAACGUCGAUAAUUCUAAUUCGAUAAUAACUCGGGCUAUCCUCGACAUUAAUGGAAGGUUUCAAAUUCUCGACGAUAAAUCGAGAGUGGUUUGGUCCGUUUUCGCGGACGAUCAUAACGAUUCCGCGAUUGAGUUUCGGUUUCUCCGCCUCGAUAUUGACGGCAAUCUCCGGUUAUAUUCUUGGGUUAACGUGGAGAAAAAGUGGAGCACAGUUUGGCGGGCGGUUCACAAUCAGUGCGAUGUUUUUGCGACGUGUGGAUUAAACGGACUAUGCGCGUUUAAUUCUUCGUUUGGAUCGUUUUCGACGCUUUGUAGAUGCGUUUAUUCAUCGGAAAAUGUAAUCGGUUCGAAAUGUAUAGAUUGUAAAUUUGGAUCAAUGACGACGGUGUAUAAGCAUACGACGCUUUACGGGAUUUAUCCUCCUAACGAAACGAUCGUUCUCGCAAAUGAGAAACAAUGCGAAGAUUUGUGUAGAAAUGAUUCGAUGUGUACCGCCGCAACCUUUGUGAAUAAUGGAAACCCGAGUUGUCGAUUACUUAAGACCCGAUAUAUUUCGGGUAAAUUUGAUCCAUCGUUGAAUUCGGUAUCGUUUGUUAAAAAGUGUAUCAACGAUCCGAUCGCAGCGAGGCCCGAAACUCCGACUCCGACUCCUUCGUCUUUUUCGUGGAAUAUCGCGUAUAUUAUCGGUUUUCCGACAAUGCUAUUAGUUUUACUCGUUCCCGCUCAUAUCGUAAUCGCUAUAUGCAUCCGGAAGAGAAAUGAUCGGUUGAUUAUGAAACGAGUAAACACGAAAUGUUUGGAUUCGAAAGGUUUGACGAUCUUCUCGUAUUCCGAAAUCGAAGAAAUUACGGAGAGCUUCAAACAUCGAAUCGGUCCGAAAAUGUUCAAAGGCAAGCUCAUGGAUAAUAAUAAUAAUGAUAACAAUAAACGGUUAGUAGCUGUUAAAGACGCAAAUAAUAUUGAAGAAAGGAAAUUUGUAACGGUAAUGUCGAGAAUCGGAGCCAUUCAUCAUAAGAGCCUAGUGAAGGUAGAAGGCUAUUGCUCCGAACAAGGUCAAAGAUACGUCGUAUACGAACACGCGAAGAACGGAUCGUUGAAUAAUUGCAUGGAGAAGUUGACUUGGAGAAAUCGGAUAGAAAUUGGAUUGACAAUUGCGAAGGCGGUUUCUUAUCUACACUCGGGAUGUCGAGAAUUCAUUGCUCAUGGAAAUUUGAAGCUCGAAAACGUGGUUUUGGAUGAAAAUUUCGAAGCGAAAGUUGGCGAGUUUGGUUUUAAUUCGGUUUAUGAGAAGGAUGUUGAAGAUUUCGGCAUGAUAUUGUUGAGUUUGAUAAGCGGACGAGAAGACGAUGACGACGACGGUUCUCUUCGGAAUUGGGCUUACGAGAAAUGGUUGGUUGGGCAUGGCGGGGAAAUUGUGGAUGGGAGAAUUAUAGAAAAGGAGGGUGUUAUUGAUUUGGUUGAAUUGGAACGGUUAUUGAGAAUUGCGUUUUGGUGCUUGCCGGCUGAUGAACGGUUUAGAUGUUCGAUGGUCGAAGUUGUUAAUGUUUUGGAAGGAAAUCUAGCCGUUGAUAAACCGCCACCACCGCGAAUUCUUCUUCCAGGUUAAUUUACAUUUUAUAACCUCUAUUUUGUGUAUAGUGAAAACUAACUUUGAUUUAAUUAAUGUGAACAUUGGAAAAUUGCAAUGUAGUAUUUGUAACCAUUUUUGUCAAAAUCAUUGAAAAUUUGUCUUAGCAAAAAGUAAAACU
This is a messenger RNA of Impatiens glandulifera, 2523 nucleotides long. Its product is annotated as G-type lectin S-receptor-like serine/threonine-protein kinase SD3-1. The record is from RefSeq and is a predicted model, not a curated record. Gene Ontology annotation, biological process: protein phosphorylation; recognition of pollen. Lineage: Eukaryota; Viridiplantae; Streptophyta; Magnoliopsida; Ericales; Balsaminaceae. Gene Ontology annotation, molecular function: protein serine/threonine kinase activity; ATP binding. The transcript is spliced from 2 exons. Bases 177 to 2381 code for a protein of 734 amino acids.